Messenger RNA from Boleophthalmus pectinirostris (great blue-spotted mudskipper), 891 nucleotides. RefSeq names its product distal membrane arm assembly component 2 like (gene dmac2l). The record is from RefSeq and is a predicted model, not a curated record. Lineage: Eukaryota; Metazoa; Chordata; Actinopteri; Gobiiformes; Gobiidae. The transcript has 5 exons. The coding region runs from base 134 to 727 and encodes 197 amino acids.
GCGAAAAUGUAAACAAGACGUGCGCGCGUCAGGACAGGUACGAAAAUCCACCAGGAAACAGAGAAAACGCAGAAAAAUGAAGAUUAUAAUGAAUUAAAUAAACGUUUAACAGUUAACACCAAAGAUUUGAGACAUGAGACUGUUAUCGCGGGCGGCCGGAGUCGCUGCUGCAGCUCCCAGGAGUCUGAGCUGCAGACACUUCUGGGGUUGGCUCAACGCUGUUUUCAACAAAGUGGACCAUGAGAGGAUAAAGUCGGUGGGUCCGGAUCGAGCGGCGGCUGAGUGGUUGUUGAGGUGCGGAGCCAGAGUUCGGUUCCAGGGUUUCGACCGGUUCCAUCAGGACUACAACGCUCUGCCUCCGGGUCCGCUGGGCCGGUACCGGGUCCAGGCCAUCGACGCCACCGAGUCCUGCAUCAUGCACCGCGGUUUCGAGCACUUAGAGGGGCUGAGGAGCCUGGAGGAGAUCCGUCUGAGGAAGUGCAUGUACAUCGAGGACAGCUGCCUGGAGACCCUCAGCUCCAUGGAGAACCUGCAGAACAGCGUGUACCUGAUGGAGGUGGUGUCCUGCGGGAACGUCACGGACACAGGGAUCAUCGCUCUGCACAAACUCAAGAACCUGGAGUACCUGUUCCUGAGCGACCUCCCUGGAGUCAAAGACAAAGAGAAAACUGUGGAGCGUUUGAAAAGUGCUCUGCCCAAACUCGACUUGGACCUGGACUUGGACUAAACCUGGAUUUCAAGCACCUUAAGUUUUUGGACAAUGGGAAACGUCACAGAAGAUCCAAUAAAUGCACUAAAAUCAGUACGUUUAAAAUGAACAAAAUUCUCUCGUGUGUCGCUUUAAACAUUUGUGUUUUGUGUUUGUGCCGCAAUAAAAACCUUAAACUGAAA